This is a messenger RNA of Candoia aspera, 1708 nucleotides long. RefSeq names its product prostaglandin E receptor 2 (gene PTGER2). Gene Ontology annotation, biological process: inflammatory response; positive regulation of cytosolic calcium ion concentration; cellular response to prostaglandin E stimulus. The transcript has 3 exons. The record is from RefSeq and is a predicted model, not a curated record. NCBI's taxonomy places the organism in Eukaryota, Metazoa, Chordata, Lepidosauria, Squamata, Candoiidae. Bases 59 to 1264 code for a protein of 401 amino acids. Gene Ontology annotation, cellular component: plasma membrane. Gene Ontology annotation, molecular function: prostaglandin E receptor activity.
GCCCGCCUACCUCCUUUCCCUUUCGACUGAGGAGCAUCUGCUCCGUCAGCGCACCGCGAUGAUGGACGAGGGGGGCCGAGGAAGCACGCGGCCGACCCCGCUCUUCUGCAGCAAGGGCCAGAAGGCGCCGCUUUCGCCGACCUCGGGCGAUGGCCCGGCCAUCUCGGCCGUCAUGUUCACGGCCGGCGUGCUCGGCAACCUGACGGCGCUGGUGCUGCUACUGCGGGCGCGGCGCCGUAGGCUGGCGCGGCGGGAGCCCCUGGUGCCUUUCCGCGUGCUGCUGAUGGCGCUGGUGCUGACGGACCUGCUGGGCACUUGCCUGCUCAGCCCAGUGGUCCUGGUGGCCUACGGGCGAGAGCACACGCUGAAGGAGCUGGCCGCGGACGGGCGCGUCUGCAACUACUUCGCCUUCCUCAUGAGCUUCUUCAGCCUGGCCACCAUGGGCUGCCUGGGCGCCAUGGCGCUGGAGCGCAGCCUGGCCAUUGGCGCGCCUUACCUCUACGAGCGGCUGCUGAGCGGGCGGCCCGCGGCGCUGCUGCUGGGAGCCCUGCCCGCCUUCUACGCCCUGGCCGCCGCCUUCUGCGCCCUGCCGCUGCUGGGCUUCGGCUGCUACGCGGAGUACUGGCCGGGCACGUGGUGCUUUAUCCAGAUGCGCUCGGAGGGCAGAGCCGACGCCUUCGCGCUGCUCUACGCUUCGGUCCUGUUGCUGCUCAUCCUGGCCGUCCUGCUGGGCAACCUGGUCGUCAUGGUCAGCCUCUGCCGCAUGUACCUGAGGCGCGCGCACCCCCCCCAGUGCCUCUUGUACCUGAGGCGCGCGCACGCACGCCGGCCUGCCUCCGCCGUCUGCCGCUGCCCCGCGUGGAGCGCUCAGCAGCAGCCGUGCCGCCAGACGGAGUCUCCCGAGACGCGAGCGCAGGGCGCUCGGAGGCCGCUCUCCAUGUCCGAGGAGCUGGACCACCUCGUCUUGCUCUUCCUCAUGACCGUCAUCUUCGCCGUGUGCUCCGUGCCGUUUACGAUCCAUGCCUUUAUGAACAGUUUUACUGAAGUCAGCUCAGACAAGUGGGAUCUUCGAGUGAUGCGGUUUCUGUCUGUUAAUUCCAUCGUGAACCCCUGGGCAUUUGUCAUCCUGAGGCCUCCCAUCCUCCGGCUGGUGCGAUCCAUACUCUGCUGUCAGAUAUCCUUAAAAUCACAAGCGAAGCAUAGGCAGAGUUUGUCUCUUGCCAAACCAGUGCCUGUGCAGCAGAUGGAUAAUUGCGGACAGUAGAACAUGGACUCGGAAGGCAUUCAGGCGCCCAUUUCUAAUGGCUCCUCGGGGAAAGUAUAGAACUGCGACUAGAAUUGUAGCAUGACCUCAUCUCCUGGGGUCACCAUUCAGCUGCAACCUCCAUGAUUCUGAGCUGUGUUCUUGUUCAUCAGAGGGAGGCCUGAGAAGAUUCUCCAAAUUCACACAAUCCUAAAUAUUCCCAAUCUGACUGCAAGACGACAACAAUGGGCUCAAGAAGCAGAUUGGAAAGAGUUGCCUUCCGCCAGUCAGGCCAGUGGUUUAUCUUGUUCCAUCUUGUUGCAAUGUUUAAGGAAGCUCUCAAUAUUUCAGGCUGGAAUCUUUCCCAGAUCUGUGCAGGGUAUCCACAGGAAUGGUCAAACAAGUCAAGGUGGUGGCUGUGACGGUGUGAUAGAAGCUCCAUCUUUUUUUUAUGAAUGAGUGUCU